Messenger RNA from Amphimedon queenslandica, 863 nucleotides. RefSeq lists its product as uncharacterized. The coding region runs from base 116 to 829 and encodes 237 amino acids. The record is from RefSeq and is a predicted model, not a curated record. NCBI's taxonomy places the organism in Eukaryota, Metazoa, Porifera, Demospongiae, Haplosclerida, Niphatidae. The transcript is spliced from 3 exons.
UUAUUGGGCAUUAUUUAGAAACAGCACAAAAAGAGAUCAGAAGAAAGAAAAUUUGAAGAAAGUUUGCCUUAUACACGAGGCAAAGACCUCCUUUCCUUUAGGUAGAGUAGAGGAAAUGGUUGGAAGAAAUCAAUGCAUGUUGAUAUUAACUAUAGUCCUUGUGUGUGCAGCUUUCACUUGCUCUGAUAGCAACAUCUCCCAGCCAUCAGUCAAUGCUAGUGAUGAUAAACCAGUUGGUUCCGAUACUCAAGGAAGUGUGGGUGUGGCUAAUAGCGGAGGAGAGAAUGAUAAGAAUGAUAGUGACAUAGGAAAAGAGAACAAGGAAGAGAAGGAAGAGGUCCUUUCUACUGUAACUGAAGAAACGAAGAUUGAUAAUUCUACUGGUGCUAAGGAGGUGGAGCUUGUUACCACAGAGACCGAAGAGACCACGCCUCUAGAUAAUUCUUCAGAACCGGAGAAGAAAGAGAAAGGGAACUAUAAUGAAUCAACAGAGGAGAGAAAAGAGGAGGAGGAGGGAGGCAUAGAAAGGAGAGAAGGGAAUAUUGAAACGGUAGAAUCAACUAAAGAGACAGAAGGUGAUAAACAAGGAGAGAAUGAUUCAACGACAUUAUCAGAUCAAGAUAAGGACACUUCUUCAACUCAAGAUGAAGCUACUAAUUCUUCCUCAGAAGAUCACACUCCCUCAAUUAAUGAUACAGAAUCAUCUGAACCUGACGAUAUUGUUACUUUUGAAGAAUUUAAGAAUCGUGCUAGUCAAGAGUUAAACCAACCUAUAAAACAANCCCAAGGUAUAACGCACCCACCAUUAAUCCUCAGUUUGAAGUGUUAGUAGAUUUAUAUGUAAUGUCAGUUUGCCAAAUAGC